AUGUUCAAGGCCGUCAACCAGAUCCUCGUGUUGCUCACCUUGUGGGUCGGCCUCAUCGCCGCCGAGACCCAUACGUGGUACUUUGAAACCGGCUGGGUCGACGCCAACCCUGACGGCUGCCACGAACGGAAGAUGGUGGGUUUUAACGGCACCUGGCCCCUCCCCACGUUGCGGGCGAAGAAGGGUGACACCAUCAACUUUUACUUGAUCAACGGUUUGACUGACAAGAACACCUCGGUCCACUUCCACGGGUUGUUCCAAAACGGGACCAAUCAAAUGGACGGCCCCGAAAUGAUCACUCAAUGCCCUAUCCCCCCCGGUGAAACGAUGUUGUACAACUUCACUUUGGACCAAGUGGGUACUUACUGGUACCACUCGCACACCCAAGGCCAAUACGGUGACGGGAUGAGAGGGGUGUUUCUCAUCGAAGACGACCAGGAACCUCCUUUCGAGUACGACGAAGAAGUCACCUUGACGGUGGGGGAACACUACCACGACUACUCGGACGAGUUGCUCCACAAGUUCCUCAAUUUGUACAACCCCACUGGUGCCGAGCCCAUCCCGCAAAACUCGUUGUUCAACGAAACUCGUAACGCUACCUGGAAAGUGGAGCCCAACAAGACGUACUUCUUGCGUAUCGUCAACAUCGGUCGGUUCGUGUCGCAAUACUUGAAGAUGGAAGACCACGAAUUUGAGAUUGUCGAAGUUGACGGGGUUUACGUCGAGCCUCAAACCACCGACUUCCUUUACAUCACCGCCGCUCAGCGGUACGGGGUGUUGGUGAGAACCAAGGACACCACCGACAAGAACUACAAGUUCUGCAACUACAUCGACCAAGACAUGUUGGAUGUCAUCCCCGAUGAUCUUGUGUUGAACAGCACCAACACCAUCAUGUACAACGAAUCUGCGGGGUCGUUGCACGAGGAAGAGGCGUUGAUCAUCGACGACUGGGACACAUUUUUCGACGACUUCACCCUCAAGCCCUUGGCAGGCACUGAACUCUUGCCUGACGCCGAUAUGACCAUUACUUUGGACGUCAAGAUGGACAACUUGGGCAAUGGGGUCAACUAUGCCUUCUUCAAUGACAUCACUUACACCAAGCCUAAGACCCCCAUUCUUAUGACCGCUCUUGCUGCCGGUGAAUUGGCCAAGGACGCCACCGUGUACGGGUCCAACACCCACUCGUUUGUGUUGGAAGGCGGUGACGUCGUCGACAUCGUUGUUAACUCGAUGGACCCCGGUAAGCACCCGUUCCACUUGCACGGCCACACCUUCCAAUUAAUCGCUAGAGGUGAAUCGGUUGAUGAUGAUGCUGAGCCCCUCAAGUACAACGCCACCGAACACGGCAAUGAUCUCCCCGAAACGCCCAUGAUCAGAGACACUGUGUUUGUCAACCCUAACUCGUACAUUGUGAUGCGGUUCAAGGCCGACAACCCUGGGGUAUGGUUCUUCCACUGUCACAUCGAAUGGCACUUGGACCAAGGUCUCGCCGUUGUUCUCGUCGAAGACCCCAUCGCCAUGCAAAACACCCCGUCGCAACAAUUGACCGAAGAUUCGAUCAGAGCCUGUCAACUCAACAACAUCUCUUUGAAUGCUAACGCCGCUGGCAACACCGACUUCUUGGACUUGACGGGCGAAAACAAGCAAUACAAGGACUUGCCUGCUGGUUUCACCGCCCGUGGUAUUGUGGCACUUGUGUUCUCGUGCGUUGCUGGUAUCGUCGGUAUCAUUGUCAUUGCCAUCUACGGUAUGGCUGACAUCAAGAACGUGGAAGCUCGGGUCAUCCGUGACUUCGACGUCGACCCUCAAGACUUGGAGGACGACUCGGUGUCGUCUCAAGAGUCUACUCACGAAUCGUCGGACUUGCGCAAGUAA
This is a messenger RNA of Diutina rugosa, 1875 nucleotides long. Its product is annotated as multicopper oxidase. Gene Ontology annotation, molecular function: ferroxidase activity; copper ion binding. The transcript has a single exon. The record is from RefSeq and is a predicted model, not a curated record. The coding region runs from base 1 to 1875 and encodes 624 amino acids. Gene Ontology annotation, biological process: cellular response to iron ion starvation; reductive iron assimilation. NCBI's taxonomy places the organism in Eukaryota, Fungi, Ascomycota, Pichiomycetes, Serinales, Debaryomycetaceae. Gene Ontology annotation, cellular component: high-affinity iron permease complex.